Microtus ochrogaster (prairie vole) is the source of this 2747-nucleotide messenger RNA. RefSeq names its product enoyl-CoA hydratase domain containing 2 (gene Echdc2). The record is from RefSeq and is a predicted model, not a curated record. Gene Ontology annotation, biological process: fatty acid beta-oxidation. Lineage: Eukaryota; Metazoa; Chordata; Mammalia; Rodentia; Cricetidae. Gene Ontology annotation, molecular function: catalytic activity. Gene Ontology annotation, cellular component: mitochondrion.
UCCUGCUCAGCCGCGGAGGACCCCGGUCUCCGCGCUACCGAGCCAGCCUGCUCCCCGAUGCUGCGCGCCCUACCCCGCGCGCUGCGCCUCUGGCGCCCCUGGAGGUCCCCGGGGGCCCGCGACUGCGCCUCCAGCGCGACGACCAGGACACCCGAGAUCCUAGUGCAGGCGCUGACAGGUCCGGACCAAGGAAUCACUGAAAUUCUGAUGAACAGACCUCAUGCCCGAAAUGCCCUGGGGAACGUCUUCGUCAGUGAGCUGCUGGAAGCUCUGGCCCAGCUGCGGGAGAACCAGCAAGUCCGCGUCCUGAUCUUCCGAAGUGGAGUGAAGGGUGUGUUCUGUGCAGGUGCAGACCUGAAGGAGCGGGAGCGGAUGACUGCUGAGGAGGUGGGGUUCUUUGUCCAGCGGCUCCGAGGCCUGAUGAGUGAGAUUGCUGCCUUCCCUGCUCCCACUAUUGCAGCCAUGGACGGCUUUGCCUUGGGCGGGGGCCUGGAACUGGCCCUGGCCUGUGACCUCCGAAUAGCAGCUUCCUCAGCUGUCAUGGGGCUAAUUGAGACCACCCGAGGACUUCUCCCAGGAGCAGGGGGGACUCAGAGGCUGCCCCGCUGCCUGGGCGUGGCCCUAGCAAAGGAGCUCAUCUUCACGGGCCGGAGACUGGAUGGGAUGCAGGCCCAUCAGCUGGGCCUGGUAAAUCACGCUGUGGCUCAGAAUGAGGAGGGUAAUGCUGCCUACCACCGGGCACUGGCACUGGCUCAGGAGAUCCUGCCCCAGGCUCCCAUUGCUGUGCGACUGGGCAAAGUUGCCAUCGACCGAGGAAUGGAGGUGGACAUUGCAUCAGGGAUGGCCAUUGAACACAUGUGCUAUGCCCAGAACAUCCCAACCCAGGACCGGCUGGAAGGGAUGGCGGCCUUCAGGGAGAAACGACCCCCAAAAUUUGUUGGCAAGUGAUCCAGUUAAUUUUAAACGCACACCAUAAAAGAACAGGAUGCAGAGGAAAAGUCUGCAGGCUAGCCCUCUUAAGCUCACCUCUUAAGCCCUCAGUUUCUUCACAAGAGCAAUGACAGACACUGUGACUGGCGCUGACCAUGCCACCCACUGCCACCUUCCACAUUGCUCACCUUGGCUAGUCAGUGGGACCCAGGCCUUCCUGGUUCCCUUCACUCAAAGAAGCUCUGAUCGUCAUGGAACAGUGAGAAGGAAGUCACAGAACAAAUCCAUCCAGGUUUAUCUGAGCAAGUGUCAGCAGCCAGUUCAGAGAUCCCAGCUCUCUGCAGAUAACCCGGUGGAAAUUCUGGACAAACCAUUUAACUUCUCUAGAAUUCAGCUUUUUUAUCUGGAAAUAAUCAGUUGCAAUGACUUAAAAUCCUUAUGUUCAAUAAACAUGCUACAGCCAUUAGCUUGUUCUGAAACUGUGGGGACCUUCUGCAAACAGCAGAAGGGCAGGAACACUGACAAAGGUUAGCAGCCCUGAAAGACGGGAUGGGGAUUCGGGGAUGGAGGACGAGUGGUUUGAACUGGCAUGAGCAGAGGUGGGCUGAAAGGUGCCAUACUUGAAAAAUAAAGGGGAUACAGGGCCAGCUCCACGCAGGCCCCUGCGUACCUAAAUGCCUGCCUCCUCUCCUAUUCUACUAAGGACAAGCUUGCCCUGGAGCCACAGAAGCAUGGCUUGCAGAACACACCAGCCUUACCAUUGAUUUGCUGCCUAAACAAAUACCAAGCUAUGUCUGCAUCCCAGAAGGGAGAAAAACACGGAUUCAGGGCCUUAGCAUCAGCCCACCCUCACCAUCUUCCUGAUCUAGACUACUGGAAAAGAAACCAAACUUGAAGGAGUGCCUGGUAGGGAGCUGGACAACACACCUUGCACACCUUCCCACUAGCAGAGGAACACAAUGUUCCUAGGUACUAGAACCCAGGCUCAGAAACUAAACCUUUUUAUGGUGAACACACAGCAAUGUGAGUAGAGUGUGCAGUUUAUUGACAUGAUCAUAAAUUCUGCUUAUCUGAGACAGUGGACAAUAGAAGCAAGGUGGUAUGUAGGCAAGAUUAGUUUGAACUUGAGAUCCUUCUAUAUCUUCUGUCUCAGGGCUGGGGUUAUAGUUUAGAAUGUGGCUUAGAAUUGCUAAGAAUGAGUUUCUUCCUGAAUUGAUGCUCAAAGAGGGCUUAUGGUACUACCCCAGUUAAGUCUUGGCCAGAGGCCAGAAAGAUGACUCAGCAGGUAAAAGUGCUUGCUACUCUUGCAAAGGAGCCAAGCUCGGUUCCCAGCUCCCAGCUGACAACUGCCUAUAACUCCAUCUGCUGCAGAAUAAUCCUUCCAUAUACUGAAUAUGUAUUACUCUCACUGGUUAAUAAAGAACAAGGGUAUAAUCUGGAGUCAUCAGCAGACACAGGGAACAGGAAAUGAACAUGCCAUGCUAAUAAAGGUACCAACACAUGGAAGAGCAUAAAUACAGAUUAUGAGUUAACUUAAAAUAUAAGAGCUAGUUAGUAAUAAGCCUGAGCUAUUGACCAAGCAUCUGUAAUUAAUACCCUCUUCUGGCCUCUUUAAGCAUUCGCCCAAAUGUGUAUAUGGACACACACAAAUUUGCAUGCAUAGUAAGAUCUUAAGUCUGGGCCAAUACCAAGUCUCUCUGAGGUCUUUGUUCCUGGUCUGCAGGAGUAGGACCAAGCCUUUUUUGCAGCAGAAAAAAAAAAAAACACCAAGAUACUCAAUAGAUAAAUGUUGACAACUGAUAAACGCCAACAGUUGG